UCCCCCCUGCAGGUAUUGACUCAUCAUUCAUAUCAUCGUCAAUUGGCCGUCCGUUUCGAAUCCAAUAAUAGCAAUCAAUUAUGAAGUUCCUCGCGGUAAUUGCAUUUGCUGCUACUGCCGUAACACUGAUCUCGACAACAUCCGGAGCCGAGCCAAGCCCCCUUUCCCUGCAGGAUGAUUUCAGUGAAUUUGUCGAACUGCUUCCGUUUGAUGAAAUCGUGGAUGUUACCAUCAACUACUUUCUGACCGAUAAGGACGUCCAGCAGGCUCUGCAAUAUCUCCUGGGACCGGAGUUUUCAGCCAUUUGGGAUCAAGUGUUUGCCCUGAAGGAAGUGCGUGAUGUGUUGGAUUAUUUGGAGGAGGCAGGAGUUGAGGCAUACGCGUUCUUCAACGAUAUAGCUGCUCUGCUCGGAUUGAGCCAAAUCAAACCUGCGAUGAAAAUUGACCAUCCGGUCAGUACUCGCAGUUUGAGUGAUUUUGUUGAUGCCAUACUUGCCUUACUGCCGGAGGAGGAACUGCUUGCUCUUUUCGAGCACAAACUUGAAACCAGUGCUGACUUCAAAGCAUUCUUCGAAAAAGUGAAAAGCACCGAUUUCCAGAAGCUGUUGGAGUUUGCUGAUAAUUCGACUGAGCUGAAGUCAUUGUUCCAGAAACUUCGGGAUCACGGGGUGGAUGUGGACAAAUUUUUCGAGCUUGUGAAAGGAUUCUUUGGCUGGAAUUUUUAAACUUCUGUUGUUAAUUGUUUCAUAAAUAGUUUUGGUAAAGUGAAUAUUUUUUGUAACAAAUAUACGAAAUGUUUUAAAACAUCA
Messenger RNA from Aedes aegypti (yellow fever mosquito), 809 nucleotides. RefSeq names its product protein G12. The transcript is spliced from 2 exons. The coding region runs from base 81 to 725 and encodes 214 amino acids. Lineage: Eukaryota; Metazoa; Arthropoda; Insecta; Diptera; Culicidae. The record is from RefSeq and is a predicted model, not a curated record.